Molecule: messenger RNA, 1765 nt
Organism: Panicum virgatum (switchgrass)
Lineage: Eukaryota; Viridiplantae; Streptophyta; Magnoliopsida; Poales; Poaceae
Product: hydroxymethylglutaryl-CoA lyase, mitochondrial-like
Exons: 9
Coding region: 268-1431 (387 amino acids)
Biological process (GO): ketone body biosynthetic process; L-leucine catabolic process
Molecular function (GO): hydroxymethylglutaryl-CoA lyase activity
Source: RefSeq, a predicted model, not a curated record
CUUGUGGGAGUCGCGGGCGGCGGGAGGCGCUGCAGCUGCUGCGACAUCUCCGUCCACCGUUCCCCCCAACCGUACGCCACCAAACCAGCGGGUUGCGUCAGAUUCCGGCGACGUGCCUCGUGCGCAUCGACGCCCGGUUGCUGAUUUAAAGCUCUGCUCUGACGGCUGACCGCACACCUUGCACCCGUCGACAGAGUUCAACUUCAUCUCCUCUCCUGCUUAAUUUUCAAAAAAAAAAAGCUCCUCUCCUGCUCCGAUCGAUCGAGAAUGUCGAGCCUCGAGGAGCCGCUUGGUCUUGGAGACCUGCCGAAGUUGAGUAUUAACAGACUUGGAAGCUUCUCCCAGCCAAGUGCUUAUCGCAGGGCAGCGGCUGAUGACCGCAACACUCGCAAGUACAACAACUCCUGCAAUGGUGGCGCGCCGAUGGUUUUCCAUGCCAAUUCUCAUGCGUGGCAUCAGCAAUGCCGUCAGGCCGAUUCGUCAUGUCAUGUGGUGGAGCUUAGAGAUCUCCCUCGGAAGGUUAUGUGGGAUCUACCAAGCUUUGUGAAGAUUGUUGAAGUUGGACCCCGAGACGGCCUGCAAAACGAAAAGGGCAAUGUACCGACAUCUGUAAAGAUACAACUGAUACACAAAUUAGUGGCUGCAGGUUUAUCAGUAGUUGAAGCCACAAGUUUUGUAUCCCCAAAAUGGGUGCCGCAGCUAGCUGAUGCAAAGGAAGUCCUCAAAGGAAUCCAGCAGAUGCCAAAUGUGCGGUAUCCUGUGUUAACUCCUAACCUAAGAGGAUUUGAGGCUGCUGUUGCAGCUGGUGCAAAGGAAAUUGCGGUUUUUGCAUCUGCCUCUGAAUCCUUCUCUAAGUCGAACAUCAACUGUACCAUAGAGGAAAGCCUUGUUCGGUACCGUGAUGUUACUGCUGCUGCCAAGAAACAUGGACUCCUUAUCCGUGGGUAUGUUUCGUGUGUGAUUGGUUGCCCUGUUGAAGGUGCAAUCGAUCCAUCAAAGGUGGCAUAUGUAGCUAAGGAGCUUUAUAACAUGGGCUGCUCAGAGAUUUCACUUGGCGAUACUAUUGGUGUUGGUACACCAGGUAGUGUAGUUGCUAUGCUUGAAGCUGUCAUGUCCUUUGUUCCAGUGGACAAGAUUGCCGUUCAUUUCCAUGAUACAUACGGCCAGGCCCUUGCCAAUAUCCUAGUAUCCCUUCAAAUGGGGAUCAGCAUAGUAGACUCCUCAGUUUCAGGCCUUGGAGGCUGCCCAUAUGCAAAGGGCGCCACUGGCAAUGUCGCCACUGAGGAUGUCGUGUACAUGCUCCAUGGCCUAGGCAUAGAGACCAACGUGGACCUCAACAAGCUCAUGGAGGCUGGCAAUUACAUCUCCAAGCAUCUAGGAAGGCCACUGGGCUCCAAGACUGCUGCCGCUCUGCGCAAGCUAACCACCUGAGUUCGUGAAGAUCAUUUCAGGCCAAAAGCAUAUAUAUCAGCUGGUGUCAUCACACAUAUUUUAUACAGGUUGUAUGAAUGUCCGAAAGUCUUGCUUUAUUUUGUAUAUUUGGGUAAAAGUCGCAGAAAACAUGGAUCUACAUAAAGUUGUAUUCUAUCCUUAGGUGAUCCUGCAUAGUCAGGACAUCAUGGAGGAAACUGUGCUCGCAGAUACGAGUAUAUGUAACGGCAAAUCCCUAACAAAUUUGGGGCCCUCUGCACAGUUCUCCAAAUGUAAUUUGGAGCUCAUUGUGUACCCAUGGAAAAUGUACGAGAAUCUGGUCUUUGGUAGCUUA